AUGAAUGACGAUUUUUAUAGACCGCCUAAUAUAGCGGAUGUAAGCAUCGAAACGGAGGGAUUUGAAAUCUCAGCACGGAAUGAUUCAAUGAUGAUACAGAAUAAUUCACAUACACCUACAAAGUUGAAUAACUUAGAAGUCACUGUUAUUUCCAGUGAUGGUGGAAGUAGUGGUACUAAUGCCAGUGAAAAGAAUGGUACAUUAUCUCUAUCAGCAGGGGAAAGCACAAUGGGUGCAACGAGUAGGGCGGACAGAACUGUGCAUAAUUCCUCUAAACGUAGUGACAGUGUUAAGUUGAUCAAAGUUAUGAACAAGGUUGAUAUUUUGAAAGCAGUUUUCGCGACACUAACGGGUAAAGAUCGUAUAGCGAAAAUAUUCAAAUAUGUGAUAGAUAUACUACGAAUUUUCAUACAGAGGUCAAUGUAUUACAAUAAUAAAGAUAUCGACGUGGAUGCUUAUCUGAAAUUAUUUUCAAAAGGCAAUCUGCUCACAAUCCUAAGGAAUCCAAGGCUUUCAGGUAAACUCUUCUUAUCUAGCUCUUCGAAAUUAUUUCUCGAAAAGGGUGCUUUGGUUAGUAGCCAGCUAGGUUUCUAUAGGCAAAUCAUGAGAUGUGGGGGUACCCCAUUCAGACUUUACCAUUGGUACCAAAAGCUCAUAAGCACUUUCUAUGCGUCCCAAAAGUCAUCAACUUUACAUUCUAAAGGUCUAGUUUGGUACAAAAAUUGGUGGAAUGAGGAAUCUCUCUCAGAGUUCAUCGACUUAUAUUACGGAAUCAUGGAUGAAUUGAUGCUAUUAUACAAACUUAAACUUUGGUCUAAUAAAUCGAUGCAUGCCUGGGUUUCUAAACACGAAGCUCUCUCAUGGUAUUACGACAUUAUGCUAGGGUUGAAGAAAAAUUGGGAGAAACUUCAAUCAAUCAAACAACAGGAAUUUGAAUUGAAGAUCCAGUAUCAGGUACGUCAACGCGCAUUGGAACUAUCCUCAAAAUUAAAUGCCACCCCAUCUGUUGAUUCCAAUAAGAAUACAGCACUUAUAAAACAGACUAUCUUCGAGAGUUUCAAGCAGGACAACCUAGAUUUAGAACUGGAAGUAGUACAAAAACUCAAGAACUACCAGUAUGAGAAACGCAUUGUCAAGUUUGAUCUGACUAGACUAUUCUUUGAUUUCCUAGCUGAUACUACAGAUGUGUUCUCUAUCAAAACACCACCUGGUACAUAUGCCAUUUUGUCUCUAUGCUCUGGUGUACUUGGAUUCUCCAAGCUAUGGAUACAGGCGAAAGAGCAACCAAAUGAAUGA
Messenger RNA from Kluyveromyces lactis, 1296 nucleotides. RefSeq names its product Pex25p (gene PEX25). NCBI's taxonomy places the organism in Eukaryota, Fungi, Ascomycota, Saccharomycetes, Saccharomycetales, Saccharomycetaceae. The record is from RefSeq and is a predicted model, not a curated record. The transcript has a single exon. Bases 1 to 1296 code for a protein of 431 amino acids. Gene Ontology annotation, cellular component: peroxisomal membrane. Gene Ontology annotation, biological process: peroxisome fission; regulation of peroxisome size.